Sorex araneus (European shrew) is the source of this 306-nucleotide messenger RNA. RefSeq names its product small nuclear ribonucleoprotein G-like. The transcript has 2 exons. Bases 1 to 306 code for a protein of 101 amino acids. Lineage: Eukaryota; Metazoa; Chordata; Mammalia; Eulipotyphla; Soricidae. The record is from RefSeq and is a predicted model, not a curated record.
AUGGGCCAGAAACCUGAAUGGGAUGAGCAGAGAGUGCCCGGAAUGUUGCAGCUUGGGGUGCGCAUGCGGUGUGCUUCAAUUCCCAUCCUCCGCAGAUCAAGGAUAAAAACCGGCCUCCCUGGGGCAAAAAGUUUAUCAUUGAAAUUGAACGGUGGCAGACAUAUCCAAGGAAUACAGCGAGGAUUUUAUCCCUUCGUGAUAGAUGAAUGUGUGGAGAUGGCAACAAGUGGGCAACAGAAUAAUGCUGAAGUGAAGGGAAUAAGAGGAAGUAGUAUCACCAUGUUAGCAGCCUUGGAACAAGGAUAG